Messenger RNA from Adineta steineri, 1974 nucleotides. The record is from the annotation of a GenBank genome assembly. NCBI's taxonomy places the organism in Eukaryota, Metazoa, Rotifera, Eurotatoria, Adinetida, Adinetidae.
AUGAAUGAAAAAAAUAAUUUUGAAAAUGUUCAACGACUUAACAGUACUAUUAUGGCAAAAUCUAGAUGGACAUCAUCAUUGAUUGGUAUGAGAAAAAGUGGAGAAGAAUUACAUGAUCGUCGAACUAAAUCUAAUCGAAAAGCAAAUCAAUUUCUUCAAGAACUUCUUCAACAAAAAAGUGAUGGUAGUCAAAUCGAUGAUAAUGGUGUUACGGAUCGAUAUCAUAAAUUUCUUCGAAAUAAAUCAAAUUUAAAUAAUGAUAAUUAUGUAUUAGAUGAAUUUGAAAUACGAUUACGUGCGUUAAAUAAUCAACGUCGAAUUCAAACAUCAAGAAAUUUUCAUUCGAGUAGUGAUGUUUCGUUUACUAUCGAUUCUGAAAUGGAGAAUGAAAGUGAAUAUGAUAAUAAUGAUUUAAUUCAAAAUCGAAAUACUUUAAAUCAAUAUGGUUUAUCAUCGAAAUCAACAAGUAAAUCAACAUUAGAUAAUAUAAAUAGUAACGUAUUUUCUAAUUUAUCAUCUCCUAAUAAAAAUCAAAUAAAUACUGAUGAGAAUGAGUUGUCAUCAGACGAAGCAUCUUCAAUGUCUACAUUGAAUAAUUCAAUGACACAAACUUCUCUUAAACCGAUAUCUCGACAAAUUAAUGAAAAUGAAGAUAAUGAAAAAGUUUUAACGAAAGUAUUACAUAAAACAGAAGUUAAACAAGCUGAUAUGAAUAAAGAAUCGUCAAAAAGUUCUUUAAAUCGUUCAGGAACAAAAUUUAUACCAAAACCAAAAAUUCAACGAGCACAUAGUAAUGAAGAUAUUGAAAAAUCUUCAAGAAAAAUCUUACAUAAACCAAAUACUCAACAAAAUGAUGAUAAUCAACAAAUAGAGGAACCACCACCAACUUCAACAACAACGAAAUCGGUACCGAAACCAAAUAUUCGACAAAAUGAUGAUAAUCAACAAAUGGAAGAACCAUUACCAACUUCUACAAUAACAAAAUCGAUACCGAAACCAAAAACUUACCAAUCUAACGAUAAUGAAGAUGUUGAAAAACCAUCAAAAUUUCCAUUAAAUCGUUCUAUACCAAAACCUUUAUAUAAAUCGAAAGUUCAAUCAACUGAUAGUAGUAAUCAUGUUAAAGAAUCUUCUGUAUCUUCAUCAAAUCAUUCGACAAUACAAACUAUGCAUAAACCAAUAGCUCGACGAGCUGAUGGGACUGAGGUAGUUGCUGUUUCUACAGAAAAUUCAUCAGAAAAUGUUUCGUCAAAUAAUUUACUCUUUAAUCAAUGCUAUUUUCCACGUUCUUUAUUUUCUCAAGAAUCUCGUAAUACAAAUGAUAUAUCUAAAAUAGACUUACCAUUAUUACAAGUUGAAAAAUAUGAUAGUUCUCAAUUAUAUCAUUUACUUAGUGAAAUAGAAAACGAAUGCUCACCGAUGAAUUUCACAAAAAUGCUUGAUCAAUUAAAACUAUCAUCCGUUCAAAUACGUCAAACAGAUGAUAAUAAUACAUCAGUAACUACUGAUGAAGAAGAAGGUGAUGAUGACAAUAAAGAAAAUAUUGAUAUUACUACAAAUUUAUUUGAUCAAUCAUCAUCCUCACAAGAAUAUUAUACAACAUUUACUAUAAAUAUUGACGAUCCAAGAAAAAUUUCUCUUUAUACAAUGACAAUAGGUACAGUGCAAUUAUGUUCAGAAGGUGUAGUUCCAUAUUCCGUUCUUAGUGGCCAUCGACCAUUAUUACAACGUUCAAAAGAAACAAAAUUUAAACAAGUUCGUUCCAAACGACGAAAACAAACACAUCAUGUAGCAGCCAUUGAAUCAUUCGCAAAUAUAGAGAAUCUUCAAAAAAAUGAUAUUAUUUUAAACAUUAACGAUCAAUCUGUAUGGAAUUUACCUACUAAAAUAGUUCGAAAUUAUCUACUAAGUGCCAGCAAACAAUCAAAUAAUUGUUCAUUAACAAUAGCUCGACUUUGUAAACCAUUGAUUUAA